UCUAUCAUCUGGAAUAAAACCAGAAACUGAAACUUCAUCACUUUUAGGUAAUAUGAUGAAAUAAAAAACAUGUUCAUGAGGAAAUAUUUUGGGGUCCCAGUAAAGACACACCACACGAACAGCAGCGACUGAAACCGUCCUUUGCCAGCGGAAGCAGAGUCACUCUGAUAUCUGAUCAAACUGGUGCUUCUCAACAGAGCUCCUCACCACAUCCAUGGCUUUAAUCAGUGUGUGACCUUCUCUGCAACCGCAUUUCUGUCUUCUGCAAAUACACACGCAGGUUGAAAUGGCUGCUGAGAACUUUACCUCGGGUCCCACCGAAGCCCCUCCGAACGGCAGCAGCUGUGACGUCUUCGUCUACCAGAGGGCCGCGGUGGUCCUCUUCCCUAUUUUCUACUCCGUCGUUUUUAUCAUCAGCGUGUGUGGGAACUGCCUGGUGCUCUGUGUCAUCUGCCAGAGGAAGCAGAAGUUCAACUCCACGUCGAUCUACUUGGUGAACCUCGCGCUGUCCGACGCUCUUUUCACGCUGGCGUUGCCAGGCAGAAUCACCUACUAUAUCCGUCACUUUGACUGGCCCUUCGGUGACCUCCUCUGCAGACUCACCACGCUUCUCUUCUUUGCAAACACAUAUGCAGGCAUCGGCUUCAUGACCUGCAUCAGCCUGGACAGGUACCUCGCCAUGGUGCAUCCUCACCGCCUGCAGUGCUUACGCAGCACGAAAGUUGUCCGCAGGGUCUGCUGCCUGGUCUGGUUUCUGGUAUCCCUGGAGGUCUCCCCGCUGUUAUUCCGCAGCAUGCUGCACGUGAGGGGCGACAAGCGGACCUGCAUGGAGUACUUUAACUUCGAGGGCUCUCGUCACACCCCUUACCUCUUACUCCUGGCGUGCUUCAUCUCGUUUUGCUGCCCGCUCACGGUCAUAAUGGCGUGCUACUCUAGGAUCAAUCUGAAACUGCGGGAUGCGGCCAAGAAGAACUCUAUGACGGGGCGAACGAGCCGAAACCACAGGGCCAACACCAUCAUCCUCCUCAUCCUCCUCACGUUUGUCCUCUGCUUCAGCCCGUACCACCUCAACAUAAUGCAGUUCAUGUUCAGAAAGAUCAGCCAUCAGCCGACUUGUGAGGAACUCACAGCCUUUAAGAUGUCCUUGCAGAUCACGGUCUCGUUAAUGAACAUCAACUGCUGCCUGGAUCCCGUCAUCUACUUCUUUGCCAUAAAGACGUACAAGAAGCGAGUGAUGAGCCUGUUUAAGGACUAUCUGUAUACUUCCGCCGCCUCCUCCAAAGUGACAGCCGAGAAUAGCAGCAGCAACACCUGAGCCAAACCACAGAGAGAAACCGAGCUUAAGGGGUUAUAAAAAGACCCGCUUUCUCUCACCUGAUGAAGCUGUUUCUGCAAAUGACUUUGGUGGCGGACUUUAUGUUCAGGGUCAGCAUUAAUGGUCUCAGUUUAGCUGCAUUACAUAUUGCCUUUCCAAUAAUGCUAUGGAUUUUUGGUACAGUCGACCAUGUGAUAAGUAUAUUGUCUCAACUCCAGUUGUUUAUAUAUAUAUAUAUAUAUA
Poecilia latipinna (sailfin molly) is the source of this 1558-nucleotide messenger RNA. Its product is annotated as G-protein coupled receptor 183. Bases 287 to 1315 code for a protein of 342 amino acids. The transcript is spliced from 4 exons. Gene Ontology annotation, biological process: G protein-coupled receptor signaling pathway. The record is from RefSeq and is a predicted model, not a curated record. Gene Ontology annotation, molecular function: oxysterol binding; G protein-coupled receptor activity. Gene Ontology annotation, cellular component: membrane. Lineage: Eukaryota; Metazoa; Chordata; Actinopteri; Cyprinodontiformes; Poeciliidae.